Mus musculus (house mouse) is the source of this 4230-nucleotide messenger RNA. It is a transcript of the gene Tmc1, whose product is annotated as transmembrane channel-like gene family 1. Gene Ontology annotation, cellular component: plasma membrane; membrane. Lineage: Eukaryota; Metazoa; Chordata; Mammalia; Rodentia; Muridae. The transcript is spliced from 20 exons. Bases 604 to 2592 code for a protein of 662 amino acids. The record is from RefSeq and is a predicted model, not a curated record.
CUACUACCCUCUUUACUCCCCUUCCCACGUCCUGAAUAUACUAUACCAACAUGUGGCUGGUCCCUCAGGGGGAAGGGAUGCCUCAGCAUGGGCCUGCUUAGACACCCCUUCCCCCAAUACCUUACCACACCCCAAUAGAACAUAUCUUAUAUCUCUUUAUCCUUUUAUAAACACAUCACCCAUUAAUCUAGCUAAUCAGAUAGUCAAUCUGCCCUUGGCCUAUGACUCUCAAUCUCCGCCUCUGGAGUUCUGGGAUUGCAGAAGGCUGCCACACAUGCCUGGCGUUGAAAGUGUUCUAGGGUCUAAACUCCAAUCCUUACAGUGCAAAUCCAAGUGGAGGAGAAAGAAGAGGAUACAGAGGAAAGCUCAAGUGAAGAAGAAGAAGAUAAGCUACCCAGAAGAGAGAGCUUGAGACCAAAGAGGAAACGGACCAGAGAUGUCAUCAAUGAGGAUGACCCAGAACCGGAGCCGGAGGAUGAAGAAACAAGAAAGGCAAGAGAAAAAGAAAGGCGGAGGAGGCUGCGGAGAGGAGCGGAAGAAGAAGAAGAAAUUGAUGAAGAGGAAUUAGAACGGUUAAAAGCACUGCUCGAUGAGAAUAGACAAAUGAUCGCUACUGUCAAAUGUAAACCUUGGAAAAUGGAGAAGAAAAUUGAAGUUCUCAAGGAAGCAAAGAAAUUUGUGAGUGAGAAUGAAGGCGCUCUUGGGAAAGGAAAGGGAAAGAAGUGGUUUGCAUUUAAGAUGAUGAUGGCCAAGAAAUGGGCAAAAUUCCUCCGAGAUUUUGAGAACUUCAAAGCGGCUUGCGUCCCAUGGGAAAACAAAAUCAAGGCAAUUGAAAGUCAGUUUGGUUCCUCAGUGGCCUCGUACUUCCUGUUCCUCAGGUGGAUGUACGGCGUCAACAUGGUUCUCUUUGUGUUGACCUUCAGCCUCAUCAUGUUACCGGAGUACCUCUGGGGUUUACCGUACGGCAGCUUACCUAGGAAAACAGUCCCAAGAGCUGAAGAAGCAUCUGCAGCCAACUUUGGUGUGUUGUAUGACUUCAAUGGCCUGGCGCAGUACUCUGUCCUCUUUUAUGGCUAUUACGACAAUAAACGCACGAUCGGAUGGCUGAAUUUCCGGCUACCUCUUUCCUACUUCCUGGUGGGGAUUAUGUGCAUUGGAUACAGCUUCCUGGUUGUCCUCAAAGCGAUGACCAAAAAUAUUGGUGACGAUGGUGGUGGCGAUGACAACACUUUCAACUUCAGCUGGAAGGUGUUCUGUAGCUGGGACUAUCUGAUUGGUAACCCUGAAACAGCCGACAACAAGUUUAACUCUAUCACGAUGAACUUUAAGGAAGCCAUCAUAGAAGAGAGAGCCGCACAGGUGGAGGAGAACAUCCACCUCAUCAGAUUUCUGAGGUUUCUCGCUAACUUCUUCGUGUUCCUCACACUUGGUGCAAGUGGAUACCUCAUCUUUUGGGCUGUGAAGCGAUCCCAGGAGUUCGCCCAGCAAGAUCCUGACACCCUUGGGUGGUGGGAAAAAAAUGAAAUGAACAUGGUAAUGUCCCUCCUGGGGAUGUUCUGUCCCACCCUGUUUGACUUAUUUGCUGAACUGGAAGAUUACCAUCCUCUCAUUGCUCUGAAGUGGCUCCUGGGGCGCAUUUUUGCUCUUCUUCUAGGCAACUUGUAUGUAUUCAUUCUCGCCUUGAUGGAUGAGAUUAACAACAAGAUUGAAGAGGAGAAGCUUGUGAAGGCCAAUAUUACCCUGUGGGAAGCCAACAUGAUUAAGGCUUACAAUGAAUCUCUCUCUGGGCUCUCUGGGAACACCACAGGAGCACCCUUUUUCGUUCAUCCUGCAGAUGUCCCUCGCGGUCCCUGCUGGGAAACAAUGGUGGGGCAGGAAUUCGUGCGUCUCACCGUUUCUGACGUCCUGACCACUUACGUCACGAUCCUCAUUGGCGACUUCCUCAGAGCAUGUUUCGUGAGGUUCUGCAAUUACUGCUGGUGCUGGGACUUAGAAUAUGGAUAUCCUUCAUACACAGAAUUCGACAUCAGUGGCAACGUCCUCGCUCUGAUCUUCAACCAAGGCAUGAUCUGGAUGGGCUCCUUCUUCGCUCCUAGCCUCCCGGGCAUCAACAUCCUCCGUCUCCACACAUCCAUGUAUUUCCAGUGCUGGGCUGUGAUGUGCUGCAAUGUUCCCGAGGCCAGGGUGUUCAAAGCUUCCAGAUCCAACAACUUCUACCUCGGCAUGCUGCUACUCAUCCUCUUCCUGUCCACCAUGCCGGUCCUGUACAUGAUCGUCUCCCUCCCGCCAUCUUUUGAUUGUGGGCCCUUCAGUGGUAAAAACAGGAUGUUUGAAGUCAUCGGUGAGACCCUGGAACAUGACUUCCCAAGCUGGAUGGCGAAGAUCCUGAGGCAGCUUUCUAACCCCGGCCUUGUCAUUGCUGUCAUUCUGGUGAUGGUCCUGACCAUCUAUUAUCUCAAUGCUACUGCCAAGGGCCAGAAAGCAGCGAAUCUGGACCUCAAAAAGAAGAUGAAACAGCAAGCUUUGGAGAACAAAAUGCGAAACAAGAAAAUGGCAGCGGCUCGAGCAGCUGCAGCUGCUGGUGGCCAGUAAUUUUAUCAAAUGUCCUGGAGGUGCCCAGAAGUACUCUUCACUUCUGUCUUUGUAUGGACAGAGUGAGGGCCAGUGAACUGCUGCUCUAUACUCUACCACCAAUGCACCAUCAUGGCCGCAGUCAUGACCAUCUGUCAAGGAAUCAUCAGCCCUCUUUGAGCAAGAAGAAUCUCACCAUAUUAUGGAUUUUUCAAGAUUCUGACUCUCUCUCUCUCUCUCCUGACAAGUUCUCAAACAAAUGGAGUUUAAAUGUGGGUGUGAUGUAGUGAUACAAAUUACUGGGUAAAAAUGAUAGGAUACUUUAAAAAAGUCAACAUUUCCUCAUAUGGACUUUUUCUUACACACUGGUCUAGUUUCUUAAAUGAGAGGAGAGCUAUUACAACAUCCUUUGCUAUCUAAAUUUGGAACUAUCUGCAUGAAGCAUUCCUUGUGAUCAUUCAUUCACUUACUGUUUCAUGUGCACUGUUUUUCUUACUAAUUCAUUAAGAUGCUAGAGUUGACUUGGUUCUCACCUAUAUAAAUGUCACAUUCAUAAAAUACAAAUUUUAAGAGAAUUGGCUCACUUUUAAAAUAUAGUAUUCUCUGUCACCUCCUUUAUUUAUUUAUUUAUUUAUUUAUUUAUUUAUUUAUUUAUUUAUUUAUUUUGUCUUGCUACCCAUGAACCCAAUCCUCAUAUCGGCACUUUUGUAUCUGCAGCUGGAUUCAGUAUGAAAAUCAAGAGGCUUUUCAGGAGAAAUGUGACAUGUAAUUUGAUAUUCCCUCUAUUGCUGACUUAACAAUAGUUUAUCACCAUGAGGAGGCAUGCAAUUCUUAGACGAACUGUACCUUUAUGAGUUCAGGAGAAGAAGACAGCAUAAACGAGUGCUGUCCAGUCAGAGUCUCCUUGCUGAAAGCUCAAUGCUAAUCUUUCCUGAACUUAGACUGUUGUCGUUUUCGCUUUUUUUGUUGAGAUUAGGCCUUUAGUUGAAGCUUUAGCUUAUAGCCAUGUUUAAGCAUGUUUAUCUAAAGUCUGAGCUGACUGAACGGUAGCACUCAGCGCCCUCCUCGUCUUGUGCUGUGAACUUAGUAAUAUCUUCUAACUCACAGCAUCCUUUUCCAGAGCUAAGCCAAACUCAAUUCCCUGCAGUUCACAUGCUGAGUUUUGUUGCCCUUUGACCUACUCCUUCUCUUUAAGCUUCUCUUGGCCAUGGAAUGAUCAUACUGUUCUCUUGCCAAUUCCUGACUCGGUUCUUCCAAUUACCUUGUCCAGAUUGGCAACUAGUCCCAGUCACUCUCCUAACCGCAUUCCUUAGAAUCUUGUAUCUGUAUUCUCAGCGUAGCAUCUGUAUAUUUUCUGUGAUUUUUCAUGGUUGUUAUUCUUAUAUGCAUGGAUAAUCUUUCCUAUCUAGACGGUAGCUCUAUAGGAACAUAGAUUAUAUCUUCUCAUUCUUUUAUAUGUCUCAUACAGUGCUGUGCACAGUUGGACACUGCAUAAAUGCUUCUUAAUUAAAUUGAAUCAAUUUGACUUAUCGCAGUUGAGACAAAACUUGUGUUAGUUGUGUGGAAAAUGUUCUAUGAUAUAAGAAAUGGAUUAACUGCUGUCAGACUUUUGUUAUCACUAGACUAUAAUGCAGCAAAUAAAGAUCGUGUUGAUUUCUA